AUGGAAAGAAACCAGAACGUGCUGGAGCGCAAGUUAAUUAGCUCCAGAGUUCUUUGGAGGCAGCAGCACGAUAUGAAAGAGCAGCUCGAAUUGCAAAGAGCUGAGCUGCAGCAGCUGAGCACGGAGCUGGAGAAGGCCCAUGCUGCGUUGCAGCAACAGAGGGGGGAGUUGAAUCGCGAGGUCGAGAAAUAUGAACCUUGCAGUACGGAGCCGGAGGUGGCUCGGUUCAUGGUCUCCGCGGAGCAGGAAACUGCCGACGAGCUUCGACAGCGUGUGCCAGAUGGAAAUCCGGAAAACGACGAUGCGGUCAAGCAGCUGCUGCGGAGGUACGCAGACGAUCCUGUCUACCUCGUCUUCGAUGUGAAUGAGAAGACUGGUGCCGAAGUGCGGAACCUCGUCUGGAGGUCAGUGAAGGAUUCUGGACAGUACGCUGGAGGUGACGAAGCACCCAUGAGGGAAGGCUCCCCUGGCAUAGGAGAGGAGAACAUCCCCUACAAGUAUGCCAGCGUGAAAUGCAGGCAAGUUCUGCCAAGACUGCACCAGAAUGACAUCAACAGCACCACCAAGAGCAGUAUAG
Messenger RNA from Symbiodinium necroappetens, 577 nucleotides. NCBI's taxonomy places the organism in Eukaryota, Dinophyceae, Suessiales, Symbiodiniaceae. The record is from the annotation of a GenBank genome assembly.